Molecule: messenger RNA, 2951 nt
Organism: Paramuricea clavata
Lineage: Eukaryota; Metazoa; Cnidaria; Anthozoa; Malacalcyonacea; Plexauridae
Source: the annotation of a GenBank genome assembly
UCCUGCUCAAAUACACAUUAUUACAUUGCCAUUCCACCACUACGCAAAUAUCGUUUGCCAUUUUCAGAGGUCGGCAAUAUUGUGCCUCAUAAUUUGGAAAAUAACAGUGGUUCUUGGUGCAGGAUAAUAUACUCUAAUCUAGUCUGCCUUGUCCAGUGGUUGAAUAGAGGCUGUCCACUAGCGGUCUUUAAAAAAAAUCCUACAUCAAAACAAAGCUCAAUCCUACAUCAUUGCUAGCUCGCAAUUAUGCUGAAGAACAACGUACUGAUUUUUGCCGAGAAUGUGGUGUUGCCCAAAGGCGAAGUCCGAGAGGGUCCAUUCUACGUGGUUAUUAAAAGUGGUAUUAUUACAAAGAUUUCUAAAGCGGAGUCAACGCUCAGUACUGUAUCGCAGUGUGAUCGAUGUGAUGCUGUCGCUUGCCACCUAUUGGCCCCUGGUUUUGUCGAUAUCCAUAACCACGGCCUAGGUAAGUGUAGGCUGCUUGGUAUGUCAGUGUGGGUCGUAUUCUACAGGCUCUACAUUUACCUAAUGUGGUUUGUGUCUAAACUACAACUUAUAAAAGUCUAUAAAAAACUUCCACAAAGGUUGGUAGCCUAUAUUGACACCACUUAGACCUCUUGACAAACUGUUUUAAAUUCAGAUAGUUCCGGCCAAAAACUCGCGAAAUAUAUUUUGAUUAUACCACCGCGAUCGCUCAAUUCUCCGUGCGCCAAAUUUAUGCAUAUAAAAAUUUUAUAGCCAACUUACACAUAUUGACAUGCAACUUUCGUGUGGGCACAAAAAUGAAGUUCGUAAAUUGCACAGGGUAUUUAAUGACAUAUCAAAUUCUCCUAAUUAGUGUUUUGAUAGUUGUUAAUUUCAUUAAAUUCAAAAUUAUUGCAUGCUCUAAUGCCAUUAUAUUGUUCUCGUAUUUUGCAUUGCUCGCGCUAAGGUUUGAGUAAGUAAUUUUCUAGUUAUUUCAGUUACAGAUGCCAAGCAACUAUAAAGUUCUGCAAAUAUUAUGUUGUAAAUUCCUGGGCGAGGACCUGCGCAAUUUGAGAUGGAAGAUAAUAUACCCGGAAGACCUUCGACCUAAAGACGCCAAAACAAGUUUUUCAAGUGGUUCUGAAAAUUUAGAAUAUUUUUUUCCGAAAAAGUUUAUAAUCUUUCACCCGACUAAAUUUAAUGUAAGAAAUCCUGUCUAAACCAUGGGUUUCAUCGCUUGCAUGAUGGCCAUUACUUUUUUUAUCUUGAGUGAAGCACGAGCAGAGAACGUGGACAUUUCGAGUGAAGCACGACCAGAGAACGUGGAUAAACGUGCGCUUGCAUUCGUCGCACAGCAGGGAGCCUAGGAUAUUUAAUACUAAACUUUGACCAAACUGGAUUAACAUGCCUAGACGUGAUAUAGCCUAUGUCAUAACCUAGCCUAGCCCUAGACACUAACACUUGAUGAUUUCUAAGAACUUAUAACUAUAGUUACCUUUACUAAAGCUGUAUUUUUAAAAUAGCAAAAUAUUUUACUUUGGCGCGCAAAUUACAUGGAAUAAGGUGUAGCUACAUACACCCAGGAUGCAUUCCACGUAAUACAAUACAAUACAAUACGGGGCUCUGCAUUAUCUGAUGCGAUCACGUGGUGGAUUUUUAUUUAGUGUAGGUUUAAUAACGUGGGCUGCAUGACGAGCUUCAAGUUCCAAAUAUUUGUAGAGUUUUCUUCCUCGAGAAACAUUUUGUUCACGUGAAGUAACCUCACAUGAUUCAAUGAUCUUCACCCUAAUUAUGAUUGCUCGACAGGAUCAUCCCAUGAGCUGAUCACGUGUCCAUGUGUGGGACAAGCAACGUGAGUUAAAUGAGAGCUUUUUUCAAUUUUUGGUUUACCAAAUGACGUCAAGUCACUCAUAACCUUCACGUAGAAGUGUUUUUAAACUUUUCCGGUAGACGCAUGUUCGCACUGCUUGUUGACAACUUGCUACAAGGUUGUUGAGCUAAACAGACUUGUUACAAGUUGUUCCAACAAUUUGGUAUCGACUAUCGUCCUGCAAUUCAACAAUUUGUCAACAAGUUGUGAGUGACAACCUUGUAGCAAGCUGAUAAAAUAACAGCAUUGUUACAACUUGUUGACAAGCUUGCCACAAGCCUGUUGCGACCACAUCUUGUUGACAAGUUGUGAGAUUUUUACGUGUGUAGUUCAGAUACAAACAUACAGAUGCUGUCGACAAGUUGUGUUCGCACUGCUUGUUCCUAUAGUUGUUCUAACAAGUUUGGAACAAGCUGUUAACAACUUGUGACAAGCUUGAUGGCAUUAUCAGACUUGUUACAAGGUUGUUCUGACAAGUCUGAUACACUGAUAUAAAAGAAUGUUACAAGGUUGAUGACACAAGGUUGUAACAAUAUUGUUAUAAGAUAACUGUAUCGGACUUGUUGGAACAACCUUGCAACAAGUCUGAUAAUAUCAACAAGGCUGUUACAAGUUGUUAACAGCUUGUUCCAAACUUGUUGACAACUUGGGACAAGCAGUGCGAAGACAACUUGUUGACAACUUGUUGGCAGACUUGCUGCAAGAUGCGAGACUUUUGCGUGUGUAUCUUAAGUGUUCACGUGUCAGAUUUGUCAAGGUGAAUGUCACGAGUCAUUUUUAUCCACAAGCAGCACGUACUUUGUUCACGUGAAAUACCAACAUGCAAAUUUAACUGGCAUAUCACUAAUCAUACACAUGUCAUUCAACUCCGUGAAUCUCACUCAUAUUUGGUGUUGUACUCUGUCUAACAAAACUUUUUUCGUCAAAGUCGCAUUCUAGUGAGAGGUUAUUUGUAAUUCGAAGGUGCGUCUACAGAUAUUAACCAAUCAGCUUUCGUGAAACGUUGGUGUAAGCCAAUCAAUGCGUAUCUGCUAGUUUAAAAGUUAUUUUCUUAUUACAAAAUUGCCUUUUGUUGCAGGUGGUGGUGAAGAUGUACUCGAAUACUGGAAGACACCAG